CAAUCCAUUACCAAUCCAAUGUUUUCGUGUUCUUGUGUUCCUAAAUUUCUGUCCGGAAGAUGCCUUUUGAAUCGUUCAAUCAGUAUAUUACAGUAGAUAACGUGUGUCUUGGAAUUAACGUUGUCACUUUGAGUGUCCUAUAUAAAAUUUACCGUUCCAAAGUGAAGAACUGCGAAGCUGUGCAGACAGCACGGCAUUUUGAGAUUGACAAGCACCUUGCUCAAAGGCUGACUGAAGAUUACCCAAAUGGCACAGCAGUUCAUGCCAUCAUUAAAGGAGAAGUCAAAGCUAUAGGCAAAAGCUUGAAGAGCCGACACGUUCCAGGAACAUCUGCAGUUGUUCAGCAGUGUUGCCUGACAGAGCACAAACUACAGUGGAGCCCACUUUCACGAUUCUGGUCACACACCCAGCGUGAAAUCCAAAGGAUUGUCAACGCUGUUCCCUUUGCCCUGUGCACGAAGCACAAAAGUGGCGAUGUAGCUGUGGAGGUUGUGGAUCCCACCGACUGUGAGGAGCUGCCUCUGAAAUGUGUCUACGACCACUUUAUUCCCAACAGCGAGGGACUCGGCGGUGCUUUUUUCAGUUGGCUCCGCGGCGAACAGACCAAAGGGUUACAGGAAGAAGAAUUCCUUCUGGAAGAGGGCACAGUGCUCUCUGGGUUCGGCACCCUCGUCUCUGACGGCACCUCGACCAAGUUGGUGCCGCCGGAAGAUGGCGUCAGCUACCACAUCACGACGCUCAGCCACUCGGCCCUGCUGUCGAAGCUCAAGUCGGAAUUGGCGAUCAUACGUAUCGGCUGUCUCAUCUUCGGGGGGACGGCGGCGUUCCUCACGUUUUACAUCCUGUUCACGUGGUGGCGCGCACGACAGGCUCGGGUUCAAGAGGAAAAAGACGCUAUCCGGAAGGAGGAAGUGAGAAAGGAACGAAGGAAACUGAACCGGGAAACGCAAUCUAACCACCCGGCCUGUGUCGUGUGUCUCUCCCACCCCGUAGAGGUGAUGCUGUUGGAGUGCGGCCACGUCUGCCUCUGCGCGGACUGCGCGGAACAAGCGCUUCCGUCGUGCCCUGUCUGCAGGGCUCCGAUUGUGAGGAGUGUAGCAGCGUUUUUACCGUGAUGCCUUAUUCUGUCAGGACAAUUCUAAUGUAAACGAAUUGCGGUUUGUCGCCCGUUACAAUGAAAGCAAUGUUUUUUAUGGACCAGGUACGUCAGCUCUAUGUUACCAAGCUUUUGUGUGAGAAGGGAACCGGCCACGCAGCAUCAGAUAUGCCCGCAGACUUUUACAAAUUCCCUGGUGCACACUAGGUAAGAACUGUCGCCUGUGUCAUGAUUUUACCGGAAGAAGUUCCAAAAUGCGGCACAUAUGGGCCUUAGAUCGAUAUGUAACAAUGGGGAAGUUGUGAACAGAAGCUUUAUUUUGAUGAUUGGUAGUUGAAAGCUGAAGUAAAUGCUUACAAGUUUUCACUACAAA
Molecule: messenger RNA, 1469 nt
Organism: Ornithodoros turicata
Lineage: Eukaryota; Metazoa; Arthropoda; Arachnida; Ixodida; Argasidae
Product: mitochondrial ubiquitin ligase activator of NFKB 1-like
Exons: 3
Coding region: 60-1115 (351 amino acids)
Biological process (GO): organelle organization; protein ubiquitination
Molecular function (GO): ubiquitin-protein transferase activity
Source: RefSeq, a predicted model, not a curated record